Molecule: messenger RNA, 1736 nt
Organism: Rhododendron vialii
Lineage: Eukaryota; Viridiplantae; Streptophyta; Magnoliopsida; Ericales; Ericaceae
Product: receptor kinase-like protein Xa21
Exons: 2
Coding region: 438-1736 (432 amino acids)
Molecular function (GO): protein binding
Source: RefSeq, a predicted model, not a curated record
AUAUAGAUAAUGCUUUCCCAUUUGGCCGUUUGGCUCAUCGGCUCAUUAGAAAACAAAUCACCUUUUUAUUUUAUUUUAUGUCGUUAGCCGUUGAAAUGUUUGGCCAAAGCUCUAUAUAUAGUGCCUCAUGUUCUCAUUUUUCUAUCACCGAGAAAACCCACUUCUCUCAUUCUUUCACUUCCACUUGGCUAAAAUUUCAGCACUAUCUCACCUUUUCACAGUCAAGUUUUCUUCCAAAAAUGUUAUGUAGUUCUAAAAUAUUUGGGCAACUCUGGUUUGUGGCUUUGUUCACAUUCUUCUACUGGGCAAUUCUAGAAGAGGAAGCUUGAGAGCAUUUCGGUUUGAAUCUUGGAGCCGUUAUAAUCCGUCAUCACCUUCACAUAGGAGAGGACUAUUGGUUUUAAGAUAGUGUAUCACGCCUCCCGAUUGUGUUUCAGAUGGGUCUGCUAUUUUCAUGGUCCUUAUUCCUUACUCUCUUGCUUUCGGCUUCAGUUGCCGACUCUGUUCAUGGCGGGAACAAGACCGACCGACUAGCCCUGCUCUCGUUCAAGGCCCAAAUCACGGGCGAUCAUUUUGGAACUCUCAACUCGUGGAAUGAAUCCAUCCACUUCUGCCAAUGGGUUGGCGUAACAUGUAGCCGCCGCCACCCCACGAGGGUCACUGUGCUGAACCUGGCUCAUCGAAAAUUGGUGGGGCCCGUAUCACCACACAUUGGAAAUCUAAGCUUUCUUAAGAAACUAUUGCUGAGUAACAACAGCUUCAGCCAUGAAAUCCCACCACAACUUGGCCGUUUGAAAAGGCUACAACUGCUAGCUAUGGAUAACAAUUCAUUUACCGGUGAGAUUCCCACCAACAUAUCUGGUUGCUCUAACCUCAUUGACCUUUACCUCGAUGGAAAUAAUAUAUCGGGGAAAAUCCCCGUGGAGCUUGGUUCCCUCUCUAAGCUACAGACACUGAGUAUUUAUAAUAACCAUCUAGGUGGAGGAAUUCCUUCUGCUUUUGGUAAUCUAUCGUCUCUUAUUCACUUCGUGGUACCAGCUAAUAGGAUUGGUGGGAGUAUUCCUUCUGCACUGGGAAAAUUGAAAAAUCUAAAAUAUCUUAAUCUUGCAGUGAAUAUAUUGGUUGGUACCAUUCCUUCCUCAAUCCUUAAUGUCUCUUCUCUCACAGCCUUUAAUGUGCUAAAUAACCGACUUGAAGGCAUGCUUCCCUUGGAACUUGGAAAUACUCUUCCUAAUCUUCGGUUAUUCGGAGUUGGCGGGAACUCAUUUAAUGGAUCUAUUCCAAUAUCCAUAUCUAAUGCCACCAAACUCAGUUACAUUGGUUUUGGAUUUAACAAGUUUACCGGAAAAGUGCCUUAUUUGGGAAAGUUGAAUAAUCUUAGGUGGUUAGACCUGGCUGAAAAUUAUCUCGGAUCUGGGGAAGCUGAUGACUUGAGUUUUCUCAAUUCUUUAACCAAUGCUACGAAGAUGACCAAUCUAGGCCUGUCUAGAAACAAUUUCGGAGGGUUAUUACCCAGGCGGAUAGGCAAUCUCUCAACUGAACUUCAUUAUUUGAGAAUACAUACCAAUAAAAUAGUUGGGAGCAUCCCAACUGGGAUAGGUAAUCUGGUCAAUUUACAAUGUCUUGGUUUGGCCGACGACCAUUUGACAGGUCAAAUUCCUUCUGAUAUUGGUAAGCUUCAAAAUCUAGUGAUUUUGGGUCUCUCCAAUAACAAAUUCUACGGGGACAUCCCGUAG